AUGGACGCCAGCCACCGCACGCUGUCUCAUGCCAGCUUCCCGGGGGAGGUGCGCUCGGCGGUGUCGUCCCUGCUCCUGUCCCCGGCCGGCGCCAGCACGCUCGACACCGUCUUCUCCCACCUCCCGCCCCCGGUCUCCAUCCCGCCGCUCGGCUCCAGCGUCUACUACCGCCAGUGCGAGCUCCUCCGCUCCUUCGCCGCCACGCAGACACAACAUCACCAAACCUCCGCCGCCGCCGCCACUUCCUCCUACUCGGCCGCGAGUUUUCCUUUUCCCGGCGUGGGGCAUGACGGAGCGGCGUCGCUGGGGAAGACGAAGACGUACCGCGGCGUGCGGCAGCGGCAGUGGGGCAAGUGGGUGGGGGAGAUCAGGCUGCCGCAGAACCGGGUCCGCGUCUGGCUCGGCACCUACGACUCGCCAGAGACCGCCGCGCACGCCUACGACCGCGCCGCGUACAAGCUCCGCGGCGAGUACGCGCGCCUCAACUUCCCCGGCGUCAUGGACAGCCCCGGCGACGACAGCUGCCCCGACGCCCUCCGGCAGCUCCGCGACUCCGUCGACGCCAAGAUCCAGGCCAUCCGCGUGCGCAUGGCCCGCAAGCGCGCGCGCGUCAGGCGGCUGCGCGAAGAGAGCAAGCAGAGCAGCCAGAGCGCAGACGCAAAGUCCGCGCCGGCCGCAGCCGUGCAACCCGUCGCCUCGGAGAGCGCCGCCACGUCAGAGACGACGGCGCAGUCAUCGUGCGGGUCGCCGGAGGGGGCGCUUUCCGUGGCCGACGCCGAGUGCUCGCUGGAGCGGAUGCCAUCGUUCGACCCCGAGCUGAUCUGGGAGAUGCUCAACUUUUCCAGUGCCGACUUCCCGGCGUCGUUUUGUCGAUCUGCUCCUGUGUGCGCCCCGCUGCCAACACUCACAUGAGGAGCAGGAGGAGCGACCAUGGCGCCGUCGGAGUGGGUGGCCCAUGCCCAGACGUCGACAGACUUGCUGCCGGCCCCAGGCACCCGGCUGUUGUGCUCGAGGUUCGCCAUG
Molecule: messenger RNA, 1023 nt
Organism: Lolium rigidum
Lineage: Eukaryota; Viridiplantae; Streptophyta; Magnoliopsida; Poales; Poaceae
Product: ethylene-responsive transcription factor ERF061-like
Exons: 1
Coding region: 1-912 (303 amino acids)
Biological process (GO): regulation of DNA-templated transcription
Molecular function (GO): DNA binding; DNA-binding transcription factor activity
Source: RefSeq, a predicted model, not a curated record